AUGUUUUUGUUCGAAAUUCCUUCACAAUACCUGAUCAUCGAUCCAUCGUAUCUGCCAAACGAAAGUUUACGCUUCUUCCACAUUGAUCCUCACUGGGUCGACGCCCUCAUCGAUGGGGCCUUGAGCAUCGCCAAUCACAUUAACAAAGACGACGAUACUCUGCGUCAGAUUCUGAAAGGCGCCUUCAACGCAUAUUUUGCAACGAUUGAUCCUGAUACUGACUAUCGACCGCAAAUCCCGACAUAUGGCUGCUUCCUGCGCUCUGGUCUGGUUAGGGACUUCCCUGACAUGCAUGUCGUCGCUCUCUGUCGAGAAGACGUCCCCCCCAUGUCUGCCAAGGAAAUGAAGCGUCAUGAAAGAGCUCCUAUCUUACGCCAGGAGUGCCUUGCUGGAGACAUGCUGCUUUGCCUGUUCGACCGCAUCCCAAGCAACCCACUCGCGUCUUGCAUGCUCAACGCCAUUAUGAUUGCGUCAAAUAUCCCCGCCAUCUAUUGCUACUUUCUGGGACCUUCUAUCGCUUUCGGUGCCAACUUCCACCACGCUUGCUCAACUGCCAUCAUUGUUGAGCCGCCACCAACUGUUCUUACAUAUAUACAAGCCAUGGGCAGGCUCUUUCGAGUUGAACAGAGAGAGUACGUCUACAUAAUCGAUCUCCACCUGCAAUUCUUCUACGACUCUUUUCUGGAGGCAUCGAAUCUGGAGAAACACGCCCACACGCUGGCAACACAGACCGAUAUUGAUGUCCGAAUCAAGGGUGACUACGACUUGUAUUAUACCCGACUCCGAGUGACAUGGGACAAAAUGUACCACCCUCUUAUUGCUCGUGAGGGGCUGUUCUACUCUGCACUGGCCCAAUUUUCCAUGGAGAACCCAGAUCACGUUCAACAUCUGGAAACGAAGGGCAAAACCGCCCACAUUGCGGCAUCUUGGAUCCCUGGGUCCGAGUUGACGAAGGAGCACGUUGAUGGGCUUCUCCCGAGCCUAGGCGAGGCGGGCGCGAAGCUUUACAACUUUGUGAUGGAUGAUGAGGAGUGA
Molecule: messenger RNA, 1035 nt
Organism: Fusarium falciforme
Lineage: Eukaryota; Fungi; Ascomycota; Sordariomycetes; Hypocreales; Nectriaceae
Exons: 4
Coding region: 1-1035 (344 amino acids)
Source: RefSeq, a predicted model, not a curated record